GACAAUAACAUGGGCCUUGUAAAGCAGUGUAUCACAUCCAUGUUUAAGAAAAAUAUCCAAAGACUCACAAAGACAUUUUUAACGUUAUCACUAACUGACAUGGCAAAUAGAGUUCAACUUUCUGGACCUAAGGAGGCUGAGAAAUACGUCUUACACAUGAUUGAAGAUGGUGAAAUCUAUGCUACAAUUAAUCAAAAAGAUGGCAUGGUUCGCUUCCAUGACAACCCAGAACAGUAUAAGAGUGCUGCUGUGUUGUCACAGAUAGACAAAGAGAUGCAGAAAUGUAUGCAGUUGGAUGAGAAAUUAAAGGAGAUGGAUAGGGAAAUAGAAGUGAACCCACAAUAUGUACAAAAGAGUUCAGGAAUGCAUGAAGAUGAACUACCAGGAAGUUCAACCAAAGGUCAAGGUUAUUGAUGGGUUGUAACCAAAGGUCAAGGUUAUUGAUGAGGUGUAACCAAAGGUCCAGGUUAUUGAUGGGGUGUAACCAAAGGUCAAGGUUAUUGAUGAGGUGUAACCAAAGGUCAAGGUUAUUGAUAGGGUGUAACCAAAGGUCAAGGUUAUUGAUUGGGUGAAUGCUGACUAUAUGAUGUUGAUGUGUACAUUCACUACACAUAUUGUUAUCAAAGUGCUAUAAACAAUAUAUUUAUUGUACAGGAGGAUGAUAAAAAAAAGAAAAACAUUUUGAUCCAUGCAAAUUAAAAUUCUUAUUCUGAAUAAUGGUUGAGCUUUGAAUCAGUUGUAAUUAGUCUACAAAUCAGUAGAUGUGAUCGGGAGUCAUCGUUGAUCUGUGAUCGGGAGUCAUCGUUGAUCUGUGAUCGGGAUUCAUCAUUGAUCUGUGAUCGGGAGUCAUCGUUGAUCUGUGAUCAGGAGUCAUCGCUGAUCUGUAAUCGGGAGUCAUCGGUGAUGGAGAGUCAUCCUUGAUCGGUGAUGAGUCGUACCAGAAGAUAAAUCACUGCACUGAUCUGUGAACUAGAGAAGUGGUCAUUGGGGAAUUCUUCUGUUGACAACAACUGAUGAGAUUUAAUUUCUGUUCCCCAAGAUUACAUGAUGGACCGAUACAAUGUAUGACGAUACAUUGUUGUGGAACUAAGUGAUCGUUUUUAGCUCACCUGGCCCUAAGGGCCAAGUGAGCUUAUGCCGUGGUGCGGCGUCCGGCGUCAAUAUUUCUUCU
Molecule: messenger RNA, 1171 nt
Organism: Mizuhopecten yessoensis (Yesso scallop)
Lineage: Eukaryota; Metazoa; Mollusca; Bivalvia; Pectinida; Pectinidae
Product: COP9 signalosome complex subunit 3-like
Exons: 5
Biological process (GO): ubiquitin-dependent protein catabolic process
Cellular component (GO): COP9 signalosome
Source: RefSeq, a predicted model, not a curated record